ACCAAUCAAGAUAUUUUCUACCGGAAUAAUAUAGAAGCUAUCUUAUAAAUAAACGAAACAUUGCGGUCACAAGGCCAAUCAAGUAUUACCACCAUUAAUAAUUUUCACUUUAUACAAAGCCUGUUCUCUCUCUCUCUCUCUCAAACACACACUCACUUUCAUUCUUGUUAGUUUGUGAACGAAAGUGAUGAAGGGGAAGCAUGUGUAUGUGUUAAUGGUUGCUGCAUUAACCAUGGUGGUGGUAGUACUAGUAGGAACAACAGUUGCAGCUGAUUCAGCACCAAAUAACUGCAGUCACAUGACUUGUGGAGGUAUAGAAAUUCCAUAUCCAUUUGGUAUAGACCUCAACAACUCUUCAUCAAAUUGUUUCAUGGCUGGUAGAUUAAAUUCAGCUCAUUUGCAAUGAAUCCAAAAUAUAUGCGGGUAACAACCUGCAAAUGGAAGUGUUAAACAUAAACAUCUCCACAGCUGAAAUGGACGUGUUAUUUGACGUCUCUAAGUACUGCAGUGUUGAUAAUUAUACUAAACCUACGCUUACUAGUGAUUCAUAUGUCUUUUCAAGCAAAGAAAACAAAUUUGUAACCGUUGGUUAUGACAGUUACGGUUAUUUUAAUAGUUACGAUGGUGAAAACGAGCAUUCAACAACAGGGUGCUUAACAAGCGUUAUUGGUCAUGAAAGAUUGAUUAAUAAUGGAACAUGUUCGGGUAUAGGGUGUUGCCAAGUUGAUAUUCCUCCUAGAAUGAGAUAUAUAAGUAUACAAGCUACUAAUUUCAACAAAAACUCAUCCGAUUUUUGUAGCUAUGCAUUUGUUGCUAAGAAUGGUAGCUAUAGUUUUUCAUCCACUCAUUUAUCACAAGGUUUACCUUUCAACCGAUCACCUGUGGUUCUUGACUGGACCAUUGAGGACAACAACUGCAGUACAGCUCCCUCCAAUAAUAUGGGAAUCUUCAAUUACUAUGGGUGCAAGAACAAUAGCUAUUGUGAUGACAAGGAUAAAGAUUUUGGUUACCGAUGCAUUUGUAAUCAAGGUUUUGAAGGAAAUCCUUAUGAACCCAAUAUUGGCUGCACAGACACUGACGAAUGUGAAAAAAACAAACAUGGUUGCAAAACUAAAGCAAAUUGUAAAAACACCAUUGGAAAUUACACAUGUUUCUGUCCCCGGGGGCAAUCUGGAGAUGGAACAAAGGAAAGAGGGUGCCAGACAAAAGCAACUCCAAUAUUACCACUCACUGUUAUUGGAGUAGGAGCAACGCUUAUUCUUCUUUUGGUUGGGACAUUCUCGUACUUAAUAUACCAUAAAAGGAAAUUCAUCAAAAUGAAAGAGAAAUUCUUUGAGCAGAAUGGUGGUCUGAUUUUAAAACAAAAACUCUCAACAAGAGAAGACUCCUCAACUGAAAGCACUAAAAUAUUCACACAAGAUCAGCUAAACAAGGCCACCAAAGACUUUGACGAGAAUUUAAUCAUUGGCAAAGGUGGUUUUGGUACUGUUUACAAAGGAUUUCUAGAUGAUAAAAGAAUCGUUGCUAUCAAAAAAUCAAAAAUAAUAGAUAGAAGCCAAAUCAAUCAAUUCAUUAAUGAGGUAAUUAUUCUCUCUCAAAUAAAUCAUAGGAAUGUUGUCAAACUCUUGGGGUGUUGUUUAGAGACAGAAGUUCCUUUGUUGGUUUAUGAAUUUGUUACCAAUGGCACCCUUUCUGGUUUUAUACACACACAAAGUAAUAAGGUGAAUAAUGAAACAUGGAAAACUCGUCUUAAGAUAGCCGCAGAGGUAGCUGAAUCUUUGUCAUAUCUACAUUCAUAUGCCUCAAUACCUAUUAUCCAUAGAGAUGUCAAGUGUGAUAACAUUCUCUUAGAUGGAACCAACACUGCCAAAGUGUCAGAUUUUGGAGCUUCAAGAUUGGUUCCAAUUGAUCAAACUGAAGUAGCCACAAUGGUGCAAGGAACUAUUGGCUACUUAGAUCCAGAGUAUAUGCAAACAAGUCAAUUAACUGAAAAAAGUGAUGUCUAUAGCUUUGGAGUAGUUCUUGUAGAGUUGCUAACGGGGGAGAAACCUUUUUGUUUUGGUAGGCCGGAAGAGAGAAGAAGUCUUGCUAUGUAUUUUCUAUCUUGCUUGAAAAAGGAUAAUGUGUUUGAAGUUAUUCAAGAUGGUUUGUGGAAUGAAGAAAACAAACAAGAGAUCAAGGAGGUGGCUGUUCUUGCGGCGAAGUGUUUGAGACUUAGAGGGGAAGAAAGACCAAGCAUGAAGGAAGUGGCUAUGGAAUUGGAGGGAAUGAGGUUAAUGAAUAAGCACUCUUGGAUCAACGAUGACUCAAAUGUAGAGGAGAGUAGGUACUUGCUUCAUGAAUCAUCAUCUAGCCUUUAUGAACCUGGUGAUAGCAUCACACAUGGAGAUAUCGGAUAUGACAGCUUGAAAGACCAUGUACUGAUAGCAUUGGAUGAUGGCAGAUGAUUGUUUUAAGACAAAAUGCAGUAACCAUUUCAUUAUUUUAGGAGUUUUUGCAUACAAAUUUCAGUUUAUAAUUUUAAUUUAAUUUAUUUGUGUGCAUGUAAUCCAGUUUUUAAUGAUUGUAUAAGUGUAGAGACUGAGAUGGAAGUGUUCUAUAAUAAGAAUGUCAAACUUAUGGAAUAUUCCUAAAAAUCCAAUUAUUGGUAUUGUAUAU
Messenger RNA from Medicago truncatula (barrel medic), 2658 nucleotides. Its product is annotated as putative wall-associated receptor kinase-like 16. Gene Ontology annotation, cellular component: plasma membrane. NCBI's taxonomy places the organism in Eukaryota, Viridiplantae, Streptophyta, Magnoliopsida, Fabales, Fabaceae. The coding region runs from base 438 to 2447 and encodes 669 amino acids. Gene Ontology annotation, biological process: cell surface receptor signaling pathway; protein phosphorylation. Gene Ontology annotation, molecular function: protein serine/threonine kinase activity; calcium ion binding; ATP binding. The transcript is spliced from 3 exons. The record is from RefSeq and is a predicted model, not a curated record.